UAACGUCUUGACUUUAGUCUUGUACAUUGUGAAGGGCCAAAAGCCAAAAGGCUAUAAGGCAUAAGGCCACAUAGCAAUUUGAAAAUUUCCAUUUAGUUUGAUAGUUUCAUGCACAGACUUCUAUUUAAAUUAGAAUUAGAAGUCGGUGGUUUCUUGUCUUUCAUGUUUAAUAUGAAUUUGUAACCCAAAAUCCAAGUUUUUAAUCAUAUUUAAAAGAAAUAUAAAAUGAUUACUUAUGAAUUAUUAAUACUAUUGAGGGGCCUGGCAAAGCCCGAAUUACACAAUGUUCUGAAGAGAACUGCGACCGCAAUAUUUAAUAAAGGCGGUAUUAUAAGAAAACUAGAGAAUUUGGGUUCAAAGGAUAUGCCCUACAAAACAAGUUCACACGGCGCAGUCCAUAACAAAGCAAAUUAUUUUCUGUAUGAGUUUACUGUACCCCCAAGUACCAUAGAUAAUUUACUAGACGAAUAUGGCCGGGACAUUGACAUUAUUAGAAGGAGAAUCUAUAAAAAGACGGAACAGGAACCCUUUGAAUGUACUUUGGACGAUGAAAGCAAACCUCCGCCUUACAGAAAAGAUGUCCAGGAUCUCAUUGAACAAGCGAGGAAAUUAGAUAAACCUAAAUUUAAUUAUAAUACUGGGUUGGACUAUUAUCCGUUCCAAAAAUAAUUGUAGAACAAAUCUAAUUAGUUGAAUAUAUUUGAAUAGGUA
Messenger RNA from Anoplophora glabripennis (Asian longhorned beetle), 711 nucleotides. RefSeq names its product probable 28S ribosomal protein S6, mitochondrial (gene mRpS6). The record is from RefSeq and is a predicted model, not a curated record. NCBI's taxonomy places the organism in Eukaryota, Metazoa, Arthropoda, Insecta, Coleoptera, Cerambycidae. Gene Ontology annotation, biological process: translation. The coding region runs from base 226 to 669 and encodes 147 amino acids. The transcript has 3 exons. Gene Ontology annotation, cellular component: mitochondrial small ribosomal subunit; ribosome. Gene Ontology annotation, molecular function: structural constituent of ribosome; small ribosomal subunit rRNA binding.